This is a messenger RNA of Colletotrichum acutatum, 1333 nucleotides long. RefSeq lists its product as uncharacterized. The transcript has a single exon. NCBI's taxonomy places the organism in Eukaryota, Fungi, Ascomycota, Sordariomycetes, Glomerellales, Glomerellaceae. The coding region runs from base 395 to 1000 and encodes 201 amino acids. The record is from RefSeq and is a predicted model, not a curated record.
CUGGGGGCUCCCAUCUUGACAACGCAUCACCACAUAAAAUGCCCGAAUCUACUGCACUUCUGCCUGACCUGACGCCAGGGUUAAAUCACAGAACGAAUACCUUUCAUUACUCUCCAGUCGCAUUCGCACAUUAGUAAACGGCAACAUGACCGUUUCAAGAGGCUAUAGUACCUACAGAUACUUCUAACUGGGGGAACUCUUUUCCUGCCCAAGAAACGAUCAACAGUUGGGGGGCACUUCUUUAUCCCGCAGUCCACACCCGUCCCCGGUUCUAUCAAGAAGGUGGCUCCCUCAGUCCAACGAGGCGACGACACGAGCUGCGUGGGAAUGGACAAUCCCACGCUGCUUUUGAUUCAAAGUCUGUGAGGAGUUGCUUGGCUUGCAUGCUCGGUACAUGUAUCGCAUUGUCCAUAUCUUGUAUUGUACCGUCGUGCCUGAGCAUUGCCUCGUGGUGUCGUUGAAGACGUCCACAUCAAAGACGAUAUACCUCGGGUUGGAAGAUACCUCGAGGAACGCCAGGUUCGUUCGCAAUUGCGAACGAACAGCAAAGGAAGAGGAGAAGUGUCCCCUCUUCCUGGCCCCCGGCCGGUCUUUGCCCCGUUACAUUCCCAUUCCAUUCUGGUCUUGUUCUCCCAAUCUCUUGCUGGCCUGUUCUCCAUCCCGCCCUGCCCUGCCCUAUCCAAACUUCUUAGCUCUCGAUAUUCACCCUAUCCUGUCCUAUCCCCUUUCAUCCCAACCCAUCCUCACCCUCGUUAGCCCGGCACGCUCGUUGGAUCAGAGUUUCGAUCAACGGCGGGCCCCGUCUCGUUUCCCCGUAGUCCCGGCUUUCCCUAAUCGUCCUGACGUCUGCCCAUCGUUCAACUUGCCCCAAGUUGCCUUCGUCUCCAUCUCUGGCGUGUAUCCGUUUGACCGCCCUCCUCUUCCUCUUCCUCCUCCUUCCCCUCGACACCGCAUCCGUCACGAAUCAGGACCAUACUAUGGCCCCUCUCCGGACGCUUGAAAGGCCGGUUCGGCUUGCGUCUGACUGGAUCGAUAGAACACAUACGACCCGCAUGGCCCUCCGUCAUACGUCCUCUUUUACCUCCCAUCUACGGCCAUGGCGUGUGUGUCCUGUCCGCCAGAAGAAGACGUCGUCGUUGGAUUCCCGGGGGGAGGGGUGUGUGACUGCCAUCGACCAAAUGAACGUACUGUUUGCCUUCCGGACUCUUCUGCGUACACUUCUAGAUUCUACACACACCUCUUACACCCACACCUUCUUUCACACGCCUCGGCCCCUUUUGGAGCUAAAGCACCUUCUAUCCUUCUUGACACCGCACGGGCGUGGACGGAAGGG